AUGGCUUCUAAUUCAAACUGUGGUGCUCUUACAACACGCAGCAUGACUAACAUAUGGCUGAUUGGACAGUUACAAAGUGAACUUCCAGUAAAUGUAUUGCCUACAACAGGUGAUGUCCUGAGAAUGUUUUUUUAUUAUCAUCAAGUAGAAAAGAAAACUGUGCCUGAAAGUGCAAAACUGUCGUCAGAUAAGGUCAUGGACAUGUGGAACAAGGCUAGAAUACCAACAACCUACCAUACUCAUGUUGUAGAAAAAGUAAAGUCGGUAGUUGAUGACUACAAGCUAAUAAAAAAGAACAAAAACAGACAAAGUGAAGCACAACGAGCACGAGAGAAGGAAUCUGAAGAAAAGGAGCACAUGCUGUUUGAUAUUGCUCACCAACACGCCAUGCAGCUCAUCCGAAUUCAGGAAGAUAUAGAAUUUCUUGAAGACCAGAGGGGCAGUCGACGAAUGCAAAUGAGUGGCAUUGAUAAAGACCUGACCAAGAAAGAAGAGCGCAUAGAACAACGUAAAUGCAAAGAAGAAGAGAGAAAAGAGCGAGAGCAGGAGCGGAUGACAGAAAGUACCUCACUACAUUUAUCUAGUUCUGAUGACAGUGAUAGUGAACAGCAGGACACAGAGGACAACUAUGAAAUUGAAAUUCUAGUGUACUACAAAAAGCAGAUCAGUGAAGAUAUGUUGUCGUCGCCAGAUGUUGCUUCAGCACUGGAUAGAAUAAACCUGUCAGAUAAAAAGUUCACAGUAUUAGCAGCAGCCAUUGCACAAGCUAGUGGGCAAGACAUCAGGGAUACAUCUCUGUCACGUUCCACAGUUCAUCGUAAACGACAGCAACAUCGAUCAACCAUUGACAGCAGUAUUCGUCAACAAUUUCAGGAUCGUGACAGAAACCCCCUUCUGGUUCACUGGGAUGGGAAGAUCAUGAAUGAUGAUCCACACUCCAGAACUGAUAGACUGGCUGUUGUUGUGACUGGCUGUAAUGUGGAGAAAAUCUUAGGAAUUGUUAAAAUUGCAUCAAGCACUGCACUAACACAGGCCAAUGCAACUUUUCAGUUGCUCAAAUUAUGGGACGUUAGUGAAGACAUUAUAGGCAUGUGCUUUGAUACUACUGCUGCCAAUACUGGGACGUCAAGUGGAGCAUGUGUUUUGCUGGAGAAACUGCUCCAUAGAAAUCUCUUGCACUUUGCUUGUCGUCAUCAUGUACAUGAAUUGAUAAUCGGUGAAGUUUUCACAGUUCUGUUUGGUCCAAGCCGUGGCCCCAACAUUGGAAUGAUGAACCACUCAUUGCUACAGAUGAUGCGGUCUGACAUAGUACCAUCUUUGACAUGUUUUCUUUCAGCUGACAGCUCAUACAUCCCACGAGAGGAUUACAAGGAGUUGGUUGAACUCUGUCUCUUAGUGCUGGGUUAUCCAAUGCAGACUGAUGGCAAGUACCAUUUCCGUGUUCCUGGAGCAUAUCACAUGGCCAGAUGGAUGGCCAAAGUGAUCUACUGUCUCAAAAUGUAUUUGUUCCGCAAUGAAUUCAAGCUAACAGCAACUGAAACAAAAAGUUUAACUGAAUUCUGCCUAUUUGCAACCCAUAUAUAUGUGCCAGCAUGGAUGUUGUGCCCAAUACCCAGUGAUGCACCAGUCAAUGACCUGCAACUUCUGAGCAGAAUUGAACAAUACUCUGAAAUCAACAAGAAUGUAGCAAGUGCUGCCACUAAAAAGUUGAAGAAUCAUCUGUGGUAUCUUGGUACAGAAAUGGUUUGGCUGUCAUUGUUCUUAAAUAAGGUUGCAAAUGCUGAGAAGCAGUUGAUUGUGGAAGCAAUGACUGCAGUAGAUUCUGACUGGAGUGUGCGAGGUGUCAAAUAUCCUGCAACUGAACUGGAACAGGUGAAAAGCAAACCACUGCAUGAUCUGGUAUCAGUAGCAAAUGUUGUGAAGUCACUUAAGGUCGUUAAUGACACUGCAGAACGCACUGUGGCACUCAUGACAAAUUUUAACCAGUCUAUAACCAAAAAUGAAACAGAACUGCAAAAACUGAUACAGAUUUAUUUGUAUUUAGGAAAUGUAAAUGAUGUGCUCAGCCAUUCCCAGGAGUACGUGGAGGACAGCUUCUCCGAGUUUGUGUGCCUCAUGAAGAGCAAAGGAUGGGUGACAAGUCCUGUCAUGCUAGGCGCCGAUGAAUGGCGAUUUGACAGUUUGAAUUGA
Molecule: messenger RNA, 2190 nt
Organism: Helobdella robusta
Lineage: Eukaryota; Metazoa; Annelida; Clitellata; Rhynchobdellida; Glossiphoniidae
Exons: 5
Coding region: 1-2190 (729 amino acids)
Source: RefSeq, a predicted model, not a curated record